GUCGAUUAUUGGCAUUCCCCCGGAUACUACUAUUGCCAUUGUGACUGGAACUUCUCCGGCCACAACUGUGAAUAUUAUGUGUCAACUACUCCAGAAGUGUCACCUACUCCAGCUGGCCAGUGUGCAUCCAACGAGUUCCAAUGUGCAAACGGAUACGAGUGCAUUUGGGGAAACUGGUAUUGCGACUUCAUCGUUGACUGCGGUGAUGGUUCAGACGAAUACAACUGCCAUGGUUCAACACCUGGAUACACAUCCACAUCAAGCUACCAAAAUGUUCCAGUCCGGCUGGUCGCGGGUGGCUGGUGUGAGGGCCGCGUGGAGGUGUUUUACGGAGGCUCGUGGGGCACUGUGUGCGACGACAACUGGGACAUGCCUGACGCGGAGGUCGUGUGUCGCCAGCUGGGCUGUGGCCAUGCUCUGUCCGCCCUGCAAGGAGCACACUAUGGGCAGGGCAGCGGUCCGAUCUGGCUGGAUGGAAUUAGUUGCUUUGGCUAUGAGUCUGAGCUCUCCCACUGUAGACACCAUGGAUGGGGUAGUCAUAACUGUGUACAUUCAGAAGACUCUUCUGUCGUCUGCUCGCACGCUGCCUCUGCAUCUACCACAGUUAACUAUUGGUCUACAACACCAUCAUACAAUCUGUCAAAGCAGUUCCACUGCGAUUCGCAUUCCAUGGAGCUGCUCAUCCCCCUGAGUGAGAUCUCAUCACGCGGGCUAUCUGUAUACGACAUCCACCUUCAGGACCCGUCGUGCCACGCCAGAGUGUACGGCCAAUAUGCCCGGCUCCAAGCACCGCUCAAUGGCUGCGGCUCAAGGACGGAGACGAAUGGCGACACUAUCAUUUACAUCAACACGGCAUACGGCUACGUGGCUCCAAAUGGCGCGAAGCGGCUGCGGGUCCCCAUGCUCUGCUACAUGGGAUCGAGUGGUCGUGUUCAGGCUAGCUUCACCCCCAGGGUACAGGACAUGGUGAGCAUGGGCUCCUACGAGCUACAGGUGCGCUUCUACACAAACCAAUUCUUCCACCAGCCCAUCUACUCCUACCCAUACGACGUGGAGCUGGGAAACCCGCUCUACGCUGAGGUGACGCUGACCUCUGUGGCCUGGGACCUGCAGCUCUUCCUGGAGACGUGCAAGGUAUCGCCCUACCCGGGGGCACCGGACAGCGCCUCCUUUUUCCUGCUUCAGAAUGGGUGCCAUGUGGACCCCACGUACACCACCUACUACAGUGGCUCCAACAGCAAGCAGCGCUUCAGCUUCGUCAGUGUCGAGUUCUUCGUCGACUCGCAGGUGUACCUGGAGUGCUCAGUGCGCGUGUGCAACAUCUCGGACUGGGGCUCGCGGUGCCGUCGAGGCUGCAUGCGGGGAGGGCGGGUGGCGCGAGACCUCGGGGUGGUGCACGGAGAUGCACGUCAUGCCGAGCACUCCGUCGACCUGUCCCAGGGCCCCAUCAGACUGCGCAAGAGUCGUGAAGCGUCUCUGGAGAAGCAGAGCAGCGAUGGGUUGCCCGGCUGGACAGGCAUGGUGUACGCCCUGGCUGCCACCAUGGCCGUCGGUGCCGUCUGUGUGGCCACAGUGAAAAUUUACCGCCACCGCGCUGCCAGGAUCCAAUACCAACCGCUCAGCACUUCAUAUUAAUUUGCAACUUACCAGGCUGAAUAUGUUAAUUUUUAACUAAUGCAAGCAACAUGUAAAAGUAAUUUUCAUAAAUGUUUUUUCAAGGAUUUCCAGUAAAUACACAAAAGCGUGCAGCAAGAUGCACACAGCAGGAAUUCAGAGUUGAAAAUUGUAGCCAGUAUUGACGAGGUUUUACACUUCAAAUACAUGAGCAUAACAAAGUGGCGUCUACAGAGCUAGAUAAGUGAGGGCAUGAAUAUACACUUGCCAAAUGUUGCUUUAGAAUUCAUUGGCACAAAUAUGGUGUUAUGUCAUCUCAAAUACCAAUACAUGUCACUCGAAUCCAGUUAUCAAAUAAAUCCAGUAAACUACUUGUUUGGAUCCCUAGGAUAACCUAUACAGUAAGCCACUACAUCUAACUAAAAUAUGUUUUGGUGCAAAAUAAUGUAAUUGGAAAAAAACUGAGGUGUAGAGAUAAAAUAUAACUAAAUGUUGCCAAAAUUAUGUUAUAAUUUGAGUAGCUGAUUUGUUUUAAUUACUCUACAAUAAACAUGUUGCCGACUCAUGUCUCCCAAGAUAAAAGUACAUGAUUUUUCUAAAUUCGUAAUAUAACGAGCUUAGGUGUGGUGCAUUAGAUGUGAAUUAGUAUGCUUUGAUGAUCAGAUAGACCUUGGGGAGUGAUAUCUAGAAGAGGUGUAUCGAUAGAGCAGUGAUAGUGAAAUACACUUGACUAAAAUAAUUUCAAAGAAUCAUGCAAAAAUGAUGGCUCUCUGGACAUGACCUUGAGGCAUUUUCAUACUUUUAUUAGUUUGUUUUAAGUACCAUGCAAACUUUGAAACUGAAUCAGGCAGAGUUACAUAAUUCAUUCCAGAAGACACGACAUUAAACAAUUUUUUAUUUUACCAGGUAAGGCACAAUGAGCUAUAUAGCGCUUUUUCAGAA
Messenger RNA from Petromyzon marinus (sea lamprey), 2556 nucleotides. Its product is annotated as scavenger receptor cysteine-rich domain-containing protein DMBT1-like. Gene Ontology annotation, cellular component: membrane. The record is from RefSeq and is a predicted model, not a curated record. NCBI's taxonomy places the organism in Eukaryota, Metazoa, Chordata, Hyperoartia, Petromyzontiformes, Petromyzontidae.